Molecule: messenger RNA, 2044 nt
Organism: Acanthopagrus latus (yellowfin seabream)
Lineage: Eukaryota; Metazoa; Chordata; Actinopteri; Spariformes; Sparidae
Product: copine-3-like
Exons: 16
Coding region: 173-1837 (554 amino acids)
Biological process (GO): cellular response to calcium ion; ERBB2 signaling pathway
Cellular component (GO): plasma membrane
Molecular function (GO): receptor tyrosine kinase binding; calcium-dependent phospholipid binding
Source: RefSeq, a predicted model, not a curated record
CACACCGCCGGGUGUCCCCCUAACCCAAAACAAGCGCACUGGGCACCGCCCACAACAGUUCUCUGGCUCUUCUGUCUGUUGUCAUUACCACUGGAAAACACCCAACAGCCACAGCGAGCACUCUGGCAGACGACCAAGCUCCUGUGCCUGAGUGAGUGUCCUCCAGGGCACGAUGGCAGCAGCAGGAGCCGCGGGGCCGGGGCCCACUGACUGUGUGACCAAGGUGGCCAUAAGCAUCUCCUGUGAGAAUCUUCUGGACAAGGACACCUUCUCAAAGUCUGACCCUCUGUGUGUGCUUUACAUGAGCAGCUCAGGGCCCCACUGGUGUGAGAUUGGACGGACGGAGAAAAUCGAGAACUGCCUCAGUCCCCAGUUUUCCAAGACUUUUGUGAUUGACUACUACUUUGAGAUGGUGCAGAAGCUGAGGUUUGAAGUGUACGACAUUGACAGCGCCAACUGCAGCCUGCAAAACGCCGACUUCCUUGGAGAGCUGGAGUGCACCUUGGGACAGAUUGUGUCCUCCAGGAAACUAAAAAAACCUCUUGUCAUGAAGGACAGGAGACCUGCAGGGAAGGGAACCAUUACUAUAUGUGCUGAAGAAAGAACAGACAACAGAGUGGUGCAAUUUGAAGCGGCAGCUAGAAAACUGGAUAAAAAGGAUUUCUUUGGCAAGUCCGACCCUUUCCUGGAGUUUUACAAGCAGACAGAAACUGGAUGGCAGCUCGCUCACAGGACAGAGGUGGUGAAAAACAACCUGAACCCAGUAUGGAGACCGUUUCGAAUCCCGUUGCAGGCGCUCUGUGGCGGUGACGUGGAGAAAUUUAUAAAGGUCGACUGUUAUGACUACAACAACAGUGGAUCACAUGACUUUAUUGGGUCCUUUCAGACCACACUCUCCCAAGUGCAGCAGUCAUCACAGUCAUUUGCGGCCGAGUUUGAUUGCAUCAAUAGUAAGAAGAAACAGAAGAAGAAAGGAUACAAAAACUCUGGUGUCAUCAUUAUAAAGAAGUGCAUGGUAGUAAAGGAGUACACUUUUCUGGAUUACAUAAUGGGCGGCUGUCAGAUUAACUUCACUAUUGCUAUCGAUUUCACCGGCUCCAACGGGGAUCCCAGGUACCCUCAGUCCCUCCAUUACAUCAACCCUCAUGGCUACAAUGAAUACCUGGCUGCAAUCUGGUCUGUGGGUAGUGUCAUCCAGGACUAUGACAGUGACAAGAUGUUUCCUGCUUUUGGAUUUGGAGCCAAGAUCCCUCCAACUAUGCAGGUGUGCCACGAGUUUCCCAUCAACUUCAACCCAGCAAAUCCAUUCUGUGCAGGUAUUGAGGGUGUGGUCCAAGCCUACCAGCAGUGUCUGCCCCAGGUGAAGCUUUAUGGCCCCACAAACUUUUCCCCGAUCAUCAACCACGUCGCCCAGUUUGGCAGGCAAGCCAUGCAGCAGCAAACUGCCUCUCAAUACUUUGUUCUGCUCAUCAUCACUGACGGAGUGAUCACAGACAUGGAUGAGACGCGCAGCGCCAUCGUCCAGGCCUCUCGUCUGCCCAUGUCCAUCAUCAUCGUUGGAGUAGGCGGGGCUGACUUCAGUGCCAUGGAGUUCCUGGACGGAGAUGACGGGAUUUUACGCUCUGUUACGGGCGAGGCCGCCAUGCGUGACAUUGUGCAGUUUGUGCCAUUCAGGCAGUUCCAAAAUUGUCCUCGGGAAAUGCUUGCUCAGAGCGUCUUGGCAGAAGUCCCAGGCCAAGUGACAGACUUCUUCAAUACCCUCAAGUUGAAGCCGCCCCAAGGUGACAGACCUGUCACCGACCUCUCAGCAUCAGCACCCACCAGUGAUGUAUUGUGAGGACCAACUUUUCUUGUCAGUCUGCCAACUCCAAAUACUGAGCAGACACCUUUUUCUUUCUGGAUUAUUGGAGCAGAGUCCUCUUGUCUUUUCGCACUAAAGCAGUGAUGCCCAAACUUCUUCCCCCAAGUGACCUAGUUUAUUGUAUCAUAUUGUUCAGAUACAAAAUGGGACUGGAAAAAAAUAAAAAAUAAAAUAAUUAUAUAU